This is a messenger RNA of Camellia sinensis, 333 nucleotides long. NCBI's taxonomy places the organism in Eukaryota, Viridiplantae, Streptophyta, Magnoliopsida, Ericales, Theaceae. The record is from RefSeq and is a predicted model, not a curated record.
AUGUUUGAGGUAGGGGAUCAUGUUUUUCUCAAAGUUCAACCUCGUCGAGGUGCUACACGAUUUGGGAAGAAAGGAAAACUUGCACCUCGUUAUGUGGGACCCUUUGAAAUUCUAAGCAAGGGAGAUAUUGAUCUCAAUGAAGAUGCUAGUUUUGAGCAAAGGCCUAUAAAGAUUAUAGAUCGACGAGAAAAGAACUUGAGAGGCAAAGUCAUCCACUUGGUGCAAGUGUUGUGGCAGCAUCGAGGAGUGGAGGAGUCUACUUGGGAAGUAAAGGAUGCAAUACGAGCCAACUACCCUCAGUUGUUUGAAGAUAAAGUUGUGGAAACUAAAUGA